AUGGAUGAUAUAUCUCCUGAUCAAAUUAGAAUUCAACUCGAUUUUUUAAAAAAGUUAGAUUUGUUUUGUAUUUUCAAAUUUAUAAUUACUAAUGAUAUUAAAAUAUAUAAUGAGCAAUCUUAUCAAGUGUUAAUAAAAAUUGUUAAUUCAUAUAAAAUAAUUAACAUCCAAGAAUCAAAAAAUAAUGUUUUUGAAAACCAUAAAGUAUAUAGCAAGUUUUUUUACAGCCAAAAAAAUUUAUCUAAAAAAAAUAAAAAGACAAAAAUAAAUACACAUAAUCAAAAUUACUCAAAUUGUCCAAAUGAUAUUGCUUCAAAUUUUUUCGAUUGUAGCAAUUCGGAAAAUUGCUUAUGUGGAUGUUCCAAUUUAAUUAAUAACAAUGGCCAAGAACGAGAGCAAAAAAAUGAAAACCAUUCUGAUAUUAAAAAAAAAAAAAAAAAUACACUUUACUCAAAUGACUCGAUGUUUUCAAAAGAUAUGUGUAAUAAAACAUUAUUCAAAAUAUUUAAAUUUCCAAAAAAUGAAAAAGUAAUUUAUUAUAUAAAAAAUGAUCUUUGUCUUGAUGCAUUUGUAAAAGAGCCUUUAAAUAUUAAUUUAUGUUUUGUAAAAUUUGAUAAAAAUAAUAAUAAAAAAAAAAAAAAAAGGAAACCAAGAAGAAUUAAAAAUGAGUUAACCCAAUCACAUACAAGUGUAUAUAAUAGUGAUUCAGAAAUUUUAAAUAAAAUGUUUAGAAAUUCUAAUGAUAUAAAAUCUGCACAAAAUUCAAUAUUAUCAUCAAGUUUUAUUUCACAAAAUAUUAUCAUACCCACAAACUCAAAUAUAACAAAUAAUGGAACUGAAUUAAAUUCAUCAGAAAAUAUAUUAAACACAAAAAAUAUCUUAACUGAAACAGAUAAGUCAGUUUCUGAUUUCUCAGAAAUACCAUCCACCUUAAAAAUUAGCGAACAAAAUAGUAAUAAUAAUAGUAAUAAUAAUAGUAAUAGUAAUAAUAAUAGUAAUAGUAAUAGUAAUAAUAAUAAUAAUAGUAAUAGUAAUAAUAAUGCACCCCCUGAUUUAUUUUAUGUAAAUUACACAAUGUCAGAAAGUGAAUCUAUUUUAAAUCAUUAUAGUGAUAGUGUAUAUGUAGAACAUAAAGAAUCUGAAAUGGAAAAUGAUUGUUCUAAAAAAAUUGAAAAAAAUGUAGAAACCCUCGAAAAAUAUGAUCAUAAUAAUUAUGACCAAUCACACCCACAAUAUUAUGAACAAAAUUCGCAUUCGAAUUAUCAAAAUCAAACCAAAAAAAAAUGGGAUAAUACAAGAGUUAUAAUAAAGCAAAGUAGCACUAGUGGAAAAAUGAAAAAUCAAUACACCUCUUUUAAGUUGCCUAAAUAUAAUUCAAACAUAUUUAACAAAGCAAACAAUAGUAAUGGCAAUAGUAAUGGCAAUAGUAAUGGCAAUAGUAAUGGCAAUAGCAAUGGCAAUAGCAAUGGCAAUAGCAAUGGCAAUAGCAAUGGCAGUAGCAAUGGCAGUGUUGUAAAAAGCCCAUACUGUGAUGUUACAUUAUGUUUUAAUCACUUUUUUCAAAUACACAACAUUUUAAAUCGAAAUCCAAACGGGUUAAGAAAAAUAAAAAUGAUGUUAAAAAAAGAUAUCGGAACUAUUAAUAUUUCCCCAUUUUUUAUAAAUUUUGAUAGCACUAGAAUAUUUAAAAAUAUAUGCAGAUCUUUUAAAUUAACCAAAUUUAAUUAUAAAGAAAGAAAUAUAUAUGAUCUUAUAAAUUUAUGUUUUUGUAAUUAUCAAUCAGUAGACAUUGUAAGAACAGUUCUUCUUAAUGAUUUAUAUAAACAAGAAUUAUAUAGAAAUGAAAAUAACCAAAAAAAAAAUUAUAAAAGAAAACAUGCUUAUAAAAAAAAAAAAAAAGAAAAUAUAUUAGAAAUUUUGGAUGAACAAAAAAGGGUUUAUAUAUUAUAUUUUAUUAAUCGAUUUUUAUAUUCACAAAAAACACCACUUUCAAAUUUGUUUAGAAAUUUUAAACAAGAUAAAAUUAAAUAUUUAGAAGAUAGUAAUAUUGAAGAUGAUUAUGAUGAGUUAACAAUUGAUUAUUUUAUUUUUUUAAUGAUUUUUGAAAAUAAAAUAGAUUAUAAGUUUUAUAAAUUUAUUCUCAAACGAAUUAAAGAUAGUAAAGUGACAUUUUCUCCUAUAAAAUUAGAAAAAAAUAAUACCUCAAAUUUUAUUGCACACACAAAUAAUCCGAUCGAUAAAAAAAAUAAUAAUUUUCAAAAUUCAAAUAAUUAUGACCAGCAAUAUUUUUUAAAUGAAAAAAUAAAUUCAAAUUUUUUAUCAAACGAUUCAAAUAUUCAAACUUAUGUUCAAGAUAAAUAUACUGAUACUAAUGAUAUUUUAGAAAAUACAUUUAAAUAUGUUACAACAAAUUAUGAAACUAGUUAUAUCCCGAAUGAUGAAAUAACAAAAGUUGAAAAUACUACAAACAAUUAUGCAUAUACUUUAAUAAAUUCUAACACAUUAACAAGUCAUACUGAAAUAAGCAUAGCUAGCCAAAAUUCGACAUGUUUAAAUUAUAAAAAAAAUUAUAAAUUGGAAAAUAAAGAUAUAGGAUGCCAAACCGAAAAUUAUAAAAGUCAAGAUGAUGAUGGAGAAGAUGAUGAAUAUGAAGAUGAAAUGAAAUGUAUCAAAAAUAAAACAGAAAUAGAAAAUGAAAUAAUUUUACUUAAACAUAUUAGACCAUUUCCAACAAUUUAUUGGCUAGUUAAUAAAAAUAUAUGUGGAUAUAUAUCCCAUUUAGAAAAAGUAAAUAUAAUAAAAAAUAUUGAAAAUCUUAUAAAUCAAAAAAAUGAAGAAUUUAAUUUAUUAAGACACUUUUUAAUUUAUGAUCAUUUAAAAUAUAUUGUUAUAAGAUUACGUCAUAUUAAUAAAAAAAUAUUAUUAUUUUUUUAUAUGUUUUUUUUAAAUUCGGAUGUAUUUUUAAAACAAUAUCAAGAUAAUAAAAAUAUAGAAGAUAUAACAAUAGGAACAUAUAUUAACCCUUUUCAAAUACAACCUAAUAUAUUAAAUAUAUUUUUGCAAAUAUAUCAAAUUGAUGAAAAUACUAUUUCAGAAAUACUUCGAAAAAUUAAUACAUUGAGAAUAAAGGGAAUUGGAGGGAUACUCAAUUUUUUGACAUUAAAAUGUCUUCAUCUUUAUUUUGCGUCACAUUUAUCUUAUCCUAAUACUGUUGGACACAUAUUAGAAGAAUUUUUUAAAUCUUAA
Molecule: messenger RNA, 3246 nt
Organism: Plasmodium yoelii
Lineage: Eukaryota; Apicomplexa; Aconoidasida; Haemosporida; Plasmodiidae
Product: rhoptry protein RHOP148, putative
Exons: 1
Coding region: 1-3246 (1081 amino acids)
Source: RefSeq, a predicted model, not a curated record